CUCGCUCAUCACGGACGCAGCCGACAUGAAGAAUUCUUUCACCUCCAAAGUGCUCCUCCGGGCAGCUUUCCUUCCCCCUCCGUCGAGCUUAGAUCUCCCCCCCUGAUCGGCCACGGCCGGCCUUUCGCUUUGCGCGUGCAUUUCUUUGCCAUAUGUUAGUGGCGCUGCCGCCCACACCACCGCCGUUGCGUGCUCCAACCCCGCAAAGCUCCAAUCCUCCCCUCCCAAGUUUCCUCUUAUUCCUUGUCCCUCUUUCUCCUCGCCUCGAUCUCUCCCCGGCCGCGAAAGGAACCGCCGAUUCGGCGCGCGGCGCGCGCGCGCGCCAUGUUUAUAUAUACGCCAUGGACGCAGGGAAAGCAAGGCCCCUACUUUACACCUCUGCUCCGGCAAGUAGCUGUCGUCCGCCGCCGGCCAGUUUUGUCUUGGGGGUUUUGGAGGGGAGGAGAUCAGGUUGAGAUUUGGUCAUUUGGAGGGACGGCAUGGGCCGCAGGGCUUUCGGUCGCUUGGGCUUGGCUUUCGUUCUUGUUGCCCUCUGCGGUGGAAUAGAGCAGGGGAGAGCAGAGGCUGCCGGUGGAGCGACGCGGCACAGGAUGCUAACCACGAUCUCGGUGUCGAAGCCGUCCUACCCCACGGUCACCACGCCCAUGUCGACCUCCACCGACCCGGACUCGGCGCCGGGCAUCCCGUCGCCCACGUUCCCGUCGUUUGCGGCCGGGGACGGCGGUGGCGGUGCCGGUGGCGUCGGGGGCGGGGGCGGUGCCGGAACCGGAACCGGUGGUGGUGCCGGAGCCGGAGCCGGAACCGGUGGCGGUGGCGGUGCCGGUGGCGGCGGCGGCGGCGGCGGCGGCGGCGGCGGCGGCGGUGGCGGGACGUGGUGCGUGGCGAGCCAGAGCGCGAACCCGACCGCGCUGCAGGUCGCGCUGGACUACGCCUGCGGCUACGGCGCGGACUGCUCGGCGAUCCAGCAAGGCGGGAGCUGCUUCAACCCGGACACGGUGCACGACCACGCGUCCUACGCCUUCAACAGCUACUACCAAAAGAACCCCGUCCCCACCAGCUGCGACUUCGGCGGCACGGCCACCAUCACCACCACCGAUCCCAGUUCAGGGUCGUGCCGGUAUCCAGCAUCAAGCGGCGGCGCUCAGACCAUGAUGCCCCCGCCGUCCCCGACGACCCUGCCGCCGGCCGUCCCGAUGACCCCGACCCCGACGGCGCCGACCACGCCGGACACCAGUACCACGACCACCGGCACCCCCGUCUACGGAUUGUCCCCACCCGACUACGGCUCGAUGUCCCCUCCAGGCUACGGAUCGACGUCUCCCCCGGACUACAACGACGUCGGCGCCGCCGCGACGGCGGGGCAGGGUAGGGCGGCGCUGGCGCUCUUGUGCGUCCUGGUCGCGACGAUAUCUCUGCACACCUCCAAAUGAGAGGGCGCGCACAUCUGAAAAUGCCGAGCCGAGCCUACACGGCAGUUUCAGUUCAGGCGUUACAUGGGCGCGCCCCGUACGUGGUGGCUGAAAAGAUGCAGAGUUAAGUGCAUUGCACCAGGGGCCUCCGUGGUGGGUGUUGCUCGGCGCAGGGGAGAGUACAGCCGCAAAUCUGCUCUAUGGUGUUGUACGAAGCGUGGCGAUGCAACGCCCCACCAGUUCUAGCGUCAGCGCCAGAUGUUUAUAUGUAUUGGAGAUUAUAUUCUACUACUGUACUAUUUAUUUAUAGGAGUAUAUCAGAAAACUUGUUUCCUUGCU
Panicum virgatum (switchgrass) is the source of this 1748-nucleotide messenger RNA. RefSeq names its product PLASMODESMATA CALLOSE-BINDING PROTEIN 1-like. Bases 480 to 1430 code for a protein of 316 amino acids. Lineage: Eukaryota; Viridiplantae; Streptophyta; Magnoliopsida; Poales; Poaceae. The record is from RefSeq and is a predicted model, not a curated record. The transcript is spliced from 4 exons.